AUGCUUAAAGCAUGUAUGGCUAAAUUUGAACAAUAUUUUUGGCUUCGAGAAUUAUUAUUAUCAACUGGAAAUCGUCAAUUGGUUGAACAUACGACACAAUAUUCCUAUUGGGAAGAUGGAGGUGAUGGUAGUGGAAGAAAUCAAUUGAGAAUUACUAUGAUGCAAGUUAGAAAUAACCUGAGAGACAAACAAUCGUAAUCUACAUCUAUUCAGCGAAGCUUUCUUUUCAUGUACUUUAAUGCGAGUGAUAAGAGUCGAGAGAAAAAUAUUUGUUGUGUUUUGAGCCAUCAAAAAUUUGGGGUGAAGAACAUCAUUUAAGGUGUCUAAUGUAGAAGACAUAUCUGAAACCGAUUUCGUCUCGAUAAAUUCGUUUCUUAUGUACCAUUGGGAAUUGUGAACAUUCAACUUCUUGAGAGGAAAUUAAAAUGUCAUUCAUGUUUACCAAUUCCUAUCCUAUUACAGAAACUUGCUAUUUCCAAGAUUUAUCAAUAUUCGAUUUGAUAGAGUCCUAUAUUGUGUCACUCACUGUAGCAAAGGGUGUGGGUAUGGUAGAGUGGGUGUGGGUGUCUUCUCUUCACUGGCAAAAACAACCACACGUAGACCCACACCCACACCCACACUCACACGCAUACCCAUAUCUAUCCAAACUAACGACUAUGAUGUAAUAUGUUUUGAGAAUCCACCUGAUAACAUUCUGACAACACAGAAACAAGCGUCCGUUUGUCGUGGACCAGUCUAUAUUCUAUUUACACCCACACUCUGUGAUCAGCUUUUCAAGCGCUAUCACACCAUAUUUAAACGAACAGAAACAAAAUUUUAUUUGAAUUUUGCAUUACGGGGACACCUUUCUCAACUUCGAAAGAAACAAUAUGAUGAAAGAUGAACUUAUUGACACGUGGUCGUUGACGGCAUGAUGGACUACGAUUCAGAUUAGAACUCAGGUUCAGACGAUACUAGUUCUUCUUUCAAUCUUUGCACGAUUACAGCCUUUUUUUAUGAAUUACUUCAUACCACUGUAUCGCAAAAUAGAAUAAUACACGAACGGACUAGACAGUAAAUAAGUAUGGUAUUUCGAGUUUUUAUUAGCAACAAGAUAGUAAAUCAUUUACAGAAGCCUGUGUAGAUGAUCUCUGUUUUUUUUAAAUCACUCAACGUAUGUUUUGCAGUUGACAACAAUCUGGUGUUGACAUAUGAAAUAAUGCAUACAGACAAGAUUUUUAUCAACAGAUUUUUUUAAAUCAUUAAACAGCAGUGAUGAUUCAAAUAGCUUCUAAGCAUUGAAAUCACAAUAAUUAUUCAGACAAUUAAUAAUUGUAUUUCUUUUGAACAUAUAUCCAUCCAGUGUUUGUUGUCUAUCUAAAUUAUAUAUGAAAAUCUUUUAAAGAAGAAUUUUAUCAGUCUCUACGAAUAGUAUACAAUGCUUUUCAUAAAGGACAUAGAUAUCGUGAUUAGCUGAGAAUGCACACCUGUCAGAAACAUUAUUGUAAUUAUAAAAGACUGAAUAAAACACUCUUACAUUCAACAAGUGAUUCUUCUCAAGGAAAGACAUAAUAACUCUUACUGAAUAACGAUUCAGAAAUUUGAAAUCAGUUGUUUCGUAUUAAUCGAUUAAAGAUGAAUACUACUACAAACAGUAUCAGCGAGGCUCUUUUAGCUGCACCCUAUCAACUCAAU
This is a messenger RNA of Rotaria sordida, 1674 nucleotides long. Lineage: Eukaryota; Metazoa; Rotifera; Eurotatoria; Philodinida; Philodinidae. The record is from the annotation of a GenBank genome assembly.